Molecule: messenger RNA, 929 nt
Organism: Pistacia vera
Lineage: Eukaryota; Viridiplantae; Streptophyta; Magnoliopsida; Sapindales; Anacardiaceae
Product: inositol oxygenase 1-like
Exons: 11
Coding region: 1-915 (304 amino acids)
Biological process (GO): inositol catabolic process
Cellular component (GO): cytoplasm
Molecular function (GO): inositol oxygenase activity; iron ion binding
Source: RefSeq, a predicted model, not a curated record
AUGACGAUCCUUGUUCUGCAGUCUGAAUCUGUUGAGAGUGAUGAGCAGCAGAAUGUUACUAUAGAAGAAGAAGAACUGAUUUUGGAGGGAGGAUUCUCGGUCCCCAACACAAAUUCAUUCGGCCACAAUUUCAGGGAUUAUAAUGUGGAGAGUGAUAGGCAGAAAGGUGUUGAGGAGUUUUAUAGAACUCAACACAUCAACCAGACGUACGACUUUGUGAAAAGGAUGAGGGAGGACUAUGGCAAACUGAAUUGUGUAGAAAUGAGUAUAUGGGACUGCUGUGAACUGCUUAAUGAAUUUGUAGAUGAGAGUGAUCCCGACCUGGAUGAGCCUCAGAUAGAGCAUUUAUUGCAGACUGCGGAGGCCAUUCGCAAAGAUUAUCCUAACGAGGAUUGGCUUCACUUAACUGGCCUAAUUCAUGAUCUGGGAAAGGUCCUUUUGCAUCCAGAUUUUGGGGAGCUUCCUCAAUGGGCAGUCGUGGGUGAUACAUUCCCUGUUGGAUGUGCAUUUGAUGAAUCAGUUGUUCACCACAAGUAUUUCAAGGAGAAUCCAGACUAUAACAAUCCUUCUUACAACACUAAAUUUGGAGUUUAUUCAGAAGGCUGUGGACUAAACAAUGUGAUGAUGUCAUUUGGUCAUGAUGACUACAUGUACUUGGUAGCUAAGGAGAAUAAGACUACUCUACCGUCAGCAGGUCUUUUCAUAAUCAGAUACCAUUCUUUCUAUGCUUUACACAGGGCAGAUGCAUAUAAGCACUUAAUGAGUGAAGAAGACAUUGAGAAUCUCAAGUGGCUCAAAAUAUUCAACAAGUAUGAUCUGUACAGCAAGAGCAAAGUUCGAAUUGAUGUAGAGAAGGUCAAGCCAUACUAUCUUUCCCUCAUUGAAAAGUAUUUUCCAGAAAAGCUGAGGUGGUGAUAGUGGCAGUACCU